Brassicogethes aeneus is the source of this 471-nucleotide messenger RNA. NCBI's taxonomy places the organism in Eukaryota, Metazoa, Arthropoda, Insecta, Coleoptera, Nitidulidae. The record is from the annotation of a GenBank genome assembly.
AUGUGUGACUACCAAUUUUUAAGUUCAGAAAAUGCGCCGUCUUUUGGAAAGUUCUACUCACCAAGGUAUCCCUCCACGUAUCCAAAAAACAUCAGGUGUUCUUACAGGUUUCGAGCCAGAUAUAAGGAAAGGAUACGGAUUUUAUUUGAAGAAAUAGCGCUACAAAAGGGAGAUUUAAGCUGUCUCAAUCGGGCAGAUUUGAUUCGCGUCUACGAUGGCAGAUCAUCUUCGGACCCCACGAUACGAGUUCUUUGCAACGAAGGCAACGAGCUGGAGAUUUUUUCCACAGGGCCUGAGUUGUACAUCGAAUUCGUUGCGAAUUCCAAUACGCCCGGACAAGGAUUCAAGGGCAAAUUUCAAUUUGAAUCUAUCAAAGAAAAAAAUACAGAAUUGCAACGAAGCGGUCGCCCACAGUUAUCGUUGUCAACAGAAACCGAACCAAAUGUCAGCGAAACCAGUAAGUUUAAUUAA